CCCCAUCGUCCACUCGUUCGUCGCUUGCCGCUUCGUCUUCCUCCUCCCACCCACGAAUUAAUCCUCCUCCAUUUUUGCUAAUCCCGACCUCUCUCCCUCGCUAAUCCGCCGCGACGCGCACGCGCGCGCAGUACAAAUCCGCGCCGCCGACCUCGCCUCGCCGAGCUUGCGAGGUGGUUCCCCGUUCGGCCCCCGGGGGGCCCGCCAUGGGCUAGGGUUUGCGGGCGAUGGAGUGGGACAGCGACUCGGAGGGGAGCGGAGACGAGGAGGAGGAGGAGGAGGAGGAGGAGGAGGAGGGGGUUGAGGUGGGGGGAGGUGGGGAUGGGGGCGUGGGCGUGGGAGUCGGUGGGGGAUUCGCGCUGGCGAUCGAGGGGGUGCUGGGCGCGUGCGGGCUGGUGGUGUCGGACGCGCUGGAGCCGGAUUUCCCCAUCAUCUACGUCAACCGCGGCUUCGAGGACGCCACCGGGUACCGCGCCGAGGAGGUGCUCGGGAGGAACUGUCGAUUCUUGCAGUGUAGAGGACCAUUUGCUAAGAGGAGACAUCCCCUUGUUGAUACUACAGUAGUUACUGACAUUCGGAGAUGCUUAGAGGAAGGCACUGUGUUCCAGGGCGAUCUGCUGAACUUUAGGAAAGAUGGUUCUCCAUUCAUGGCAAAGCUCCAGUUAACACCCAUUUAUGGAGAUGACGAAACAAUAACCCACUAUAUGGGCAUGCAGUUCUUCAAUGACUCUAAUGUUGAUUUGGGGCCAUUGUCUGUCUCUACAACAAAGGAGAUUGUGAGAUCUACUUUGAUUACACCAGAUAACACCAUCCGACCAAGUCCAAUGGGGAAGGGCUUCUGCUCAGAGCAUUCUGAUCUUUUCCUAUUGAGUGAUGAGGUACUUUGCCAGAAGAUCCUAUCAAGAUUAUCGCCCAGGGAUAUAGCAUCUGUAAACUCUGUAUGUAAACGGCUGUACCACUUAACAAGGAAUGACGACCUUUGGAGAAUGGUUUGUCAGAAUGCAUGGGGCAGUGAAGCAACUCAAGUUCUUGAGACUGUGGCUGGAACAAGAAGUUUGGCAUGGGGGCGGUUAGCAAGAGAGUUGACCACCCUGGAAGCUGUCACCUGGAGGAAAUUGACUGUUGGGGGUGCAGUGGAGCCUUCUCGCUGCAACUUCAGCGCUUGUGCGGCAGGGAACCGUGUUGUCCUUUUUGGAGGGGAAGGUGUUAACAUGCAGCCAAUGAAUGAUACAUUUGUGCUUGAUUUGAAUGCCAGCAAGCCAGAAUGGAGGCACAUCAAUGUGAGAUCGGCUCCUCCUGGGCGCUGGGGUCAUACCCUUUCUUGCCUAAAUGGAUCACGGUUGGUUUUGUUUGGUGGUUGUGGAAGGCAGGGCCUGCUCAAUGAUGUGUUCAUGUUGGAUUUGGAUGCACAGCAACCAACUUGGCGUGAGAUUCCUGGCCUUGCACCACCAGUUCCACGGUCAUGGCAUAGUUCUUGCACAUUGGAUGGAACAAAAUUGGUGGUAUCUGGUGGCUGUGCUGAUUCUGGUGUGCUUCUCAGUGACACGUAUCUUUUGGAUGUAACAAUGGAAAGACCUGUUUGGAGGGAGAUACCUGCAUCUUGGACUCCACCUUGUAGAUUGGGGCACUCGCUCUCUGUCUACGAUGGCAGGAAAAUCCUGAUGUUUGGUGGUCUUGCUAAAAGCGGUCCUCUACGACUAAGGUCUAAUGAUGUGUUCACAUUGGAUUUAAGUGAAAAUAAGCCAUGCUGGCGGUGUAUCACCGGCAGUGGAAUGCCAGGAGCCAGUAAUCCAGCUGGAGUUGGUCCACCCCCUCGCCUUGACCAUGUCGCUGUGAGCCUUCCUGGAGGGAGAAUUUUGAUAUUUGGUGGAUCAGUGGCAGGUCUUCACUCCGCUUCAAAGCUUUACCUGCUGGAUCCGACUGAAGAGAAGCCUACCUGGAGGAUACUGAAUGUUCCUGGCCGCCCUCCGCGAUUUGCCUGGGGCCACAGUACCUGUGUUGUGGGAGGUACAAAGGCGAUAGUUCUUGGAGGACAAACUGGAGAGGAGUGGACACUAACUGAACUGCAUGAGCUUUCUCUGGUAAGCUCUUUAGUCUGAGGAUGGAAGUCAAGUCCCCAGCAGGCUUCCAGCUUCAUUGAAGUGAUGAUGUAUACAGAGAGAAGCUAUUGUUUUCAUUUGACCGAAGCCUGGACAUUUUCACCGUUGAAGCCACACAGAAACACAAUUGAAAUGUGCAAGCAAAGUGAGUUAUUCUCCUUGGAAGGGUAGUUUGUGUUUGGUUGGAAAGAGAUGAUGACUAGUCUCAAGUAGUAGAUCCACUUAUCUGGUUACUCACCGCUUCUCUGCGUCGCUAUUUGUUUGGCCUACUACAAAAUAAUAGAUAAUAAUUAUCACCCAUAACCUAAUAAUUAUCUGUUUGUUCUCAUCAGAUGUUUCCUACACUCAACCAAAAGGAUCUGGAAUUGUAUAGUUGGAAGCUCUGAUGCAAUGCAACAAGCAUGCUCUUCAAAGGCCAAAAUGAUAGUGAUGAUGCUGUACUGAUCCAAUAUUUCUGAUAAAUUGUUCGAUCUUUUGUUGAACAUGCAAAACUGUUCGAUUAGUUGUACACCAUUUUUUUUUCUCUGGCAAUACAUUUAGUGUCAAUUACCAAAGGACACCAUAUCUGCAGAAAUCACCCCCCCCCCCCUCUUUCUCUCUCCUCUCUCACAUGUGUUGUAUGUUUAAUCUUUAAACAUUGUGAUGACAAUGUCUGUUCACAUAGACCACACGGUUAUACUUUUGUAACUUUGAUUGUAGCUGAAAGCACCUGGAUUGAUCAUUGGAAAACAUGGAGAUUUUGCUUCCAUACAAA
Molecule: messenger RNA, 2853 nt
Organism: Oryza sativa Japonica Group (Japanese rice)
Lineage: Eukaryota; Viridiplantae; Streptophyta; Magnoliopsida; Poales; Poaceae
Source: RefSeq, a predicted model, not a curated record